AUGCCGUAUACAACUAUCUCUUCUAGACAGCUUUUGAAAAAGGAACUUGAUCCCAUUCUUCAGAAUGGAACGAGUUUAGAUAAUAAAACUCAUGCUCCGGGGAUUAUUUAUGGUGUUACAAAUGAGAAAGAAACCGUCUACUUGAAUCAUUCUGGAUAUCUCAACCUGGAAACAAAGGACUCUGUUAACAACGAUUCCAAAUUUGCCAUGUUAUCGGCUACAAAGCCAAUUUCGACAUUGGCUAUUCUUCAAUUAGUUGAUCGUAAUUUGGUUGACUUGGACACUCCAGUUGAGAAAUACCUACCUAGGUUUGCUUCUGUUGCAAUUUUUAAAGGUGGAAACGGUGAUAAAGCUUUUUCAAAGCCAAAAAAGAAGGCAACUCUCCGACAAUUAUUGACACACACAGCAGGUUUCGCUUACAGUUUCACUAACAAGGAUUAUCUUGAAACCCUAUUAAGUACUGGGCAACCAAAUUUAUUUGGCAGCGACACCUCCACAUUUGAUGCAACUUAUCUUACUUUUGAGCCAGGAACUGAUUGGAGCUAUGGUAUGGGUUUAGAUUGGGCUGGAUUGGUUUUAGAAGAAGUUACGGGUCUUUCCCUAGGGGAAUUCAUUAGGAUCAACAUACUAGAACCAGCCAAGAUGAACAACACCACUUUCAAAGUGACCAAAUCUGAAAAGAAUCUUAUGCUUAUACACGUUCGAGAUGACAAUCGUAUGAAAGUCUUUGAUCUCCAAUAUCCUCGUGAAUCCAAAAUUGAUAUGGCAGGACAUGGAUUGUUUGGUACUGUUGACGACUACCUCAAGUUUAUUAGAAUUUGGUUAAACAAGGGUAAAACGGAAGAAGGUGUUCAGCUUAUUAGUGAACAACUCUGGGAAAUUGCAGUUCAGAACAAUUUGCCUAAAGGCACUACAAUUAAGAACUUGGAUGCUUUUCAAGAGAACUUGUGUGGUCCAAUUGUAUUUCCUCCAGACUGCUCUUGGAGUUUAGGAUUCUGUAGAAAUGGUUCUGAUUUCCACACUGGAAGAAAGAGUGGAUCUCUUUGGUGGUGUGGUGUUUCAAAUUGCUACCUUUGGAUAGAUUUGAAGAGCAAAUUGGGAGGCUUCUAUGCGACACAAGUAUUCCCAUAUGGUGAUCCAUCUAGUGAAACAAAUUAUGUCUUAGAAAAAGCUGUUUAUGACAAUUUGAAAUAA
Messenger RNA from Scheffersomyces stipitis CBS 6054, 1194 nucleotides. RefSeq names its product serine hydrolase domain-containing protein. The record is from RefSeq and is a predicted model, not a curated record. Lineage: Eukaryota; Fungi; Ascomycota; Pichiomycetes; Serinales; Debaryomycetaceae. The coding region runs from base 1 to 1194 and encodes 397 amino acids. The transcript has a single exon.